Messenger RNA from Vitrella brassicaformis, 2315 nucleotides. The record is from the annotation of a GenBank genome assembly. Lineage: Eukaryota; Vitrellaceae.
UUUCUCUCCUCUCUUCCCUUCGCCGGGAAGGAUGGUGUGCUCGUGCCUUGCCUUCCUGUGUCGGGGUGCACAGAGGACAACGCAGGUCAUGGAGGUGAAACAACCGGGCAACACCCUGAGGGGCGAAACCAUGGAGCUCGAUGCCCCGGGUGACACAACAGCUGAGGCGGCGCCGAUGAGUGCUGUGGUGCCCGUUGCAAAGCCCUUGCUCAGGAGCUACACCACGACAUCAAUGACAAGUUCGCCCUUGCGCCUCGUGCCGCCGGCCCCACGGCGUGGACGGCGGAUCUAUCCUGUGUGUGUUUGCAAUGGCUGCAGUGCAUCACGAGAUGGCCGUCCACCAGCAGAUGUCGGACGGUGCCGGAAAGUUGUUCAGAAGCCUCAGCCGCAAAGGUGACAGACACGGCCGGCAGAGACACAAGAGACACAAGACAGCGCUCUGUGUGUGUGCGCGCGUGCGUCCGUCUCAGGUAGCACGGCGACGGGCGAGGCGGUGAAGAAGCUGUCAUGCUUUGCGUUCGAUCCGCUGACCUUGAGGCAGAUUGAGGUCAGUCACCGCUGUCUGCACAGAAUACCAUACGCACCGAGACUCUCCUUCUCCCUUUUGCCUUCCUGCCUGCCUGAUUGCAGUUGGAGAUGGCGCCGGCAGUGAGGAAGAAGUGGAUGGUCUUCUCUGUCAAAAUUAUCAAGUAUGUAAGUAACGACUAUAAGUAACUAACGACAAUAAAGACCAAUUCGCGGCAGACAAGUCACGGUGGUUGCCUGCAGGGUCGUCUUGAGCACGGACCAAUACAGUCUCUAUCUCAUGGAGUGAGUGAGUGAGUGAGUGAGGGAGACAUGCAUGGCACGGCAUUGUGUGAGGGAGAUGCGCUGCGCAUGUCUGUCUGCCUGUGUGCACACAUGCUACAGGAAGCCCACUGGAUGGGUCUCAGGCUCAAGACCGACAAGGAGAAAGACAACCGGGACUUCGUCUUCCAUAACAUCGCCACAAAAGACAAGUAGGCAUCCAUACCGGGAGACACAUUUUAUUUGAUGACGUACACCCAUGACCGCCUGCCUUUCUUGGAAGACAGCAGUGGUGCACAGAACCCCAAUGUCGCCAUCUGCUCAACCCUGAAAAGCGAAGUCUAUGGCUGCACGACCCUGACGGCCUCAGCGGCAGACUGGCUCGCCAAUAAUGAGCUCACUGAGGACGACCUGCCCAGCAAAGUCAAAGCUGUCAAGAGGAAGGCAGAGGAGCAGAGAAACGAGGUCAAUGUGUCCAUUGCAGGUAUGUAGGGCUGCAAGUGCGACGCAUUCAUUCAUUGUGCGUAUGGGUGCUGUGCUGUGCUGUGCUGUGCAUGUGUGUGUCACAUCUGUGCAGCUACCGAUGAGGUGCAGUACUAUGCGGACAGCACCAGCAGCCGCACAUCCAGCACCGCCGGCCUGCCGCACCAGCCGACCCACACCCGCCCUAGCAGCAACAGCAGGAGACAGCUGGUUGGUAUGCACACGCAGACCACAGACGACCUCGGCAGCGCAAUCGCCACACAGGCAACUGCUGGGCUGCUGGGCUGCUGGAUGGAUGGAUGCCCUCUCUCUCUCUCUCCUUCGCUCCCCUUUUAUCCGCCCCUCUGCAGAUACGCAGGAGUCUCUCUCGCACGUCAAACGGGGAAGCCGACGAGGGGGCACAGAGCGAUGAGCCACCGUGCAACUUGAGCAUCGAUAGGGAGAGGGCAGAGACACCGGCGGCCCUCAAGUCGUCAUUGAAGCAGCUGGAGAGGGGCUUGAUUAAGAGGCCUUUUCUGCCGUGGGUGGAUGACCCGCCCGAGUUUCCCAGGAUGGCCGAAUCGUCAGGCUUCAAACGGGUCUUCAACACCUCUGACACAAGUAAGGGUGUGGUGCGUGCGUGUUUGCUCAUGUAGGUAGGAGAUGUCUGGCCCCCAACAUUUGUGUGUGUGGGUGGAUGUAUGUAUGUGGUUAUGCAGGCGAGGUGAAGAAGCAGGCGCAGUCUGCCCCCGCCUGACGGAGAGGCAGCACCAACGCCGCAAAACAACAGCACUGAAAGACAGACAGACAGACAGACCUACUUGGCUGGACUGGACGUGUGUAUGGGUGUGCGCCGCUCUGCACUGGUGCGUAGCAAUCAGAAUGUACAGCGUGCAGUAGACGGGUUUUAAAGGGGAUGCAGCGUCGGGCAUGUAUGGCCUGCAGGUAGAUCGACGGAGAGGCAGGCAACCGUGGAAGGUACAUACCAUUUGCUUUGCUGCGUAGAACAGAGUAGCCAGACUGCGUGUGUUGUGUGAGAGAUACAAUGUGGGGUGAUCACAUUUAUU